Messenger RNA from Chara braunii, 1419 nucleotides. The record is from the annotation of a GenBank genome assembly. NCBI's taxonomy places the organism in Eukaryota, Viridiplantae, Streptophyta, Charophyceae, Charales, Characeae.
GGAGGAGGAAGAAGGGUUGGGGGUGAUCGGCUAUGGUGGACGGUGUGGGUGAUGGAGGAGGAAGAAGGGUUGGCGGUGGUCGGCUAUGGUAGACGGGUGUGGGCAACGGAGGAGGAAGAAGGGUUCAGGUGAUCGGCUAUGGUGGACGGGUGUGGAUGAUGAAGGAGGGAGAAGGGUUGGGGGUGGUUGGUUAUGGUGGACGAGUGUGGGUGCUGUAGGAGGAAGAAGGGUUGGGGUGACCGGCUAUGGUGGACGGGUGUGGAUGAUGGAGGAGGAAGAAGGCUUGGAGGUGGUCGUCUAUGGUGGACGGGUGUGGGUGAUGGAGGAGGGAGAAGGGUUAGGGGUGGUCGGCUAUGGCGGACGGGUGGGGGUGAUGGAGGAGGAAGAAGGGUUGGGGGUGAUCGGCUAUGGUGGAUGGGCGUGGAUGAUGGAGGAGGAAGAAGGGUUGGGGAUGGCUGGCUAUGGUGGACAAGCGUGGGUGAUGAAGGAGGGAGAAGGGUUGGGGGUGAUUAGCUAUGGUGGACGGUUGUGGAUGAUGAAGGAGGAAGAAGGGUUGGGGGGUGGUUGGCUAUGGCAGACGGGUGUAGGUGAUGGAGGAGGGAGAAGGGUUGGGGUGAUCGGCUACGGUGGACGGGCGUGGGUGAUGGAGGAGGGAGAAGGGUUGGGGGUGAUUGGCUAUGGUGGACGGUUGUUGAUGAUAGAGGAGGAAGAAGGUUCGAAGGGUUGGGGGGAUCGGCUACAGUGGACGGGCGUGGAUGAUGGAGGAGGAAGAAGGGUUGGGGAUGGCCGGCUAUGGUGGACGGGCGUGGGUGAUGGAGGAGGGAGAAGGGUUGGGGGCGAUUGGCUAUGGUGGACGGUUGUGGAUGAUGGAGGAGGGAGAAGGGUUGGGGGUGGUCAGCUAUGGUGGACGGGUGUGGGUGAUGGAGGAGGAAGAAGGGUUGGGGGUGAUCGGCUAUGGUUGUUGGGCGUGAAUGAUGGAGGAGGAAGAAGAGUUGGGGAUGACCGGCUAUGGUGGACGGGCGUGGGUGAUGGAGAAGGGAGAAGGGUUGGGGGUGAUUGGCUAUGGUGGACGGUUGUGGAUGGUGGAGGAGGAAGUAGGGUCGAAGGUGACCGACUAUGGUGGACGGGUGUGGAUGAUGGACAAGGAAGAAGGGUUGGGGGCGACUGGCUAUGGCGGACGGGUGUGGGUGAUGGAGUAGGAAGAAGGGUGGAGGUGAUCGGUUAUGGUGGACGGGUGUGGAUGAUGGAGGAGGAAGAAGAGGUGGGGUGGUCGGUUAUGGUGGACGGGUGUGGGCGAUGGAGGAGGGAGAAGGGUUGGGGGUGAUCGGCUAUGGUUGACGGGUGUGGAUGACGGCUCGCUUGUUCCCGUGUCCGAUCUAUUCUGCCGCCCAACUCCCUACCCCUUAUGGCUUUUCUCGU